Messenger RNA from Argentina anserina (silverweed cinquefoil), 1332 nucleotides. RefSeq lists its product as uncharacterized. The coding region runs from base 57 to 1190 and encodes 377 amino acids. Gene Ontology annotation, molecular function: zinc ion binding. The transcript is spliced from 6 exons. NCBI's taxonomy places the organism in Eukaryota, Viridiplantae, Streptophyta, Magnoliopsida, Rosales, Rosaceae. The record is from RefSeq and is a predicted model, not a curated record.
ACUCUUCUGGAAUUGAGAAGAACAGAACACAACAGAAGAGCAGCCUCAACUUUACCAUGUGCGAUCACCACCUGUCUUCCAUUUCCUUUGAUCCAACUGCCGUCUCCAUCCCCAGCACACCCUGCUGCAAAAGAUGUCAGCAUUCCACACCAAAAGGAAAUUGGUUUUGUUUGUCCUGCAAGGACAUCUUCUGUUGUACUAGUGUGAAAGGACAUUUUUAUCAGCAUUAUGAAGAGACAAAGCAUUGUCUUUGUCUCAACUGCAAAUGUCAGCAUCCAACACCAAAAGGAAAUUGGUUUUGCUUGUCUUGUAAAGAUGUCUUCUGUUGUGCUAGCGUGAAUGGACAUUUUUAUAAGCACUAUGACGAAACAAAGCAUUGUCUCUGUGUCAAUUGCAGUACAAAAUCAUUCUGGUGUUGCUCCUGCCGCAAAACUCUAGAUGCGCAAGUGAUCCAACAAUUAUGGGUCAAGGGUCGAUCCACUUCAUCCAAGCUAGAGAACAUUGAUGCAAUGAUUGUAGAUGUUAUUGAUCUCUUGUCUAAGCCCUUUCCUAGCAUCAAUGUUUAUCCACAGUUGGAUGCUCAGUCAUUUGUAAGCCAGGACGAGCUUGCACUGGCUAAGCAGGGACUCCAGAAGAUCUUUGAUGAUGGGUUGGAGGCUGUAGCUGAUCCCAUAGUGGAAGAAGAGUUUCUCCUUUACUCAGCCACACUGCUAUCAGCCAAGUCAUGCCCCUCAGAAUUGAAGGUUAACCUCUCAUCAUUCAGCUGCAAUCUUUCGGAGGACACCUCUGCUUUCAUCAAAGCUCAAGAUGAGUUGAAGAUUGCCUCAGACUUAUCAGCCUCAAUCAAUCAGAAGAAAUUUGUAGUGCGGCAACAAACUUCAAAGUAUGAUGAGGUGAAAAAAGAAUUGACAGCCUCGGACAAGAAAGUAACAAGCUUCAAAGCCAUGAUCAAAGAUUUGGAAAUAAAAAGGUUGGAAGCUUGUUUAGCUACGGAAGAGAGCAACAGGGCAAAGAUUGAUGAGGCUAUAGAUUUUAUCGAGAAACAAGUCACCACCGCUAGAGAUGAAUUGGUCUCGGACUUGGCGCAUGUGCCUUCCAUGGAGGGUACGAUCCAAGCAGCUACACAGUUAGUAACUCAAAAACAGUCGGACUGGGAUAACCUGAAGCUUAGUUUUACCAAGUUUGCAUGAUGCACUUAGCCUAUUCAGCUGUUGUUUAUUCUUGUGGAAUAGCCACAGGUGUGUGCAUGAACUCCAUUUACUCACUAAAGACCUAGAUUGUUGAGUUUUCGUUCAACUAUAUUUAUGUUGGCAUACGUUCCAACUUCCACCU